Molecule: messenger RNA, 888 nt
Organism: Prunus armeniaca (apricot)
Lineage: Eukaryota; Viridiplantae; Streptophyta; Magnoliopsida; Rosales; Rosaceae
Source: the annotation of a GenBank genome assembly
AUGAUCCCUUCUUCUUCUUCUUCUUCUGCUGCUGUCAAUUUAGUCCGUCUUCACCUAGGAGAAGUCCGUUUCCAUGCGAUGAAAGCUGCAGAGGUUGAAGAAAGCUGUAACAAACCUCAAAGGGUCCAUUCACGCCCAAUCAAUCGACCCUCUUCAGCUGAUAUCAUGUCACCAAAUGCCAGUCGACUCUACUCGGCUUCCGUAACCAACGGCACAAACAGUACCACAAGCUUGAGCCUAGAGAGGGUCUUUUUGUCUUCAAUCCCCGUCAACGGCCUGAGCCGACAAGAUGCAAUCGCUGCAAGUACGGCCUACCGCCUGAACAUGGACUUACACAGCAGCAGCAGCAGCAGCAGCCAUCAUGUCGUGGGUUUCUGUUUUCUGCCGCCACCUGAGCUUGCCGAUCUGAACUACUCGGCGAGGCGCAUCCCGGACCUCAACUUGCCACCAUCAGAUGUCUCAGCUUCGGAGCUGGUCCUAAGAACCAAGAACAGAAACAUCCUCCGAUUUAUCGAUGCUGUGCGUUCGUUGGUUGUCAAGCACGGGAGCCCCGAGGAGCUGGCGGAGUACAUGAAGAACAAGAGCAGCUUGACCAAACCCCAGCUUUGGAAUCUUGAUUCUAUUCGGAUCUGGAAUAUGCUGUCCCUCUCCCGGGGAGGUGAAAUUGAGAAGGAGCUGGUGGAGGAAGGCCUCGUCGAAGCCCUAAUUCGCGUCGAGGAUCUUCCAUCGCCGCUGGAGCUGGUUCUCGCUCCUCCACAUCACUAUAAGGACUCUGCCAACCAAGAUGCUAGGAUUGAUUACAAGUACAAGCAAGCAUCAACUUGGUUCGACGACAACAAAGAGACUUUGUCCUCGGAUGCUCGAAAUUAUGAUGCUGUUGAUGAGUGA